Messenger RNA from Polyodon spathula (Mississippi paddlefish), 3606 nucleotides. Its product is annotated as kinesin-like protein KIF20A. NCBI's taxonomy places the organism in Eukaryota, Metazoa, Chordata, Actinopteri, Acipenseriformes, Polyodontidae. Gene Ontology annotation, molecular function: microtubule binding; plus-end-directed microtubule motor activity; ATP binding. The record is from RefSeq and is a predicted model, not a curated record. Gene Ontology annotation, biological process: microtubule-based movement; mitotic spindle assembly. The transcript has 19 exons. Gene Ontology annotation, cellular component: nucleus; spindle microtubule. Bases 131 to 2827 code for a protein of 898 amino acids.
ACUGGAUUAUUUGUACAAAGCACACUAUUCCUAAACCACUUUGGGGAAAAGGAAAAGAGUAGUUAAGCCUUUAUUUAAAAAACAUAGAAAUAGUGCAGCUGUUUGAGAGAGGUGUCAGAGUUGUUGCAAAAUGGCACACACAAUUGCUUCUCCGAGAACCUUUCUCUUUGACGAAGAGGAGGCUCCAGUUUUUGAAUCAACGGCUGCUGAGUUUGGUUCAGGAGUUCGCAAAGGACUCCUUUCAGACUUCUCUGUCAUCUCCCCUGGAGAAGGCAACACACACAAUGUAAAGGCAGCAGAAGUGACUCGGGCAUCUUCAGAGGACUGCAGCGAGAAAGUGAAAAUCUACCUCCGCGUGCGACCCUUUACUGACCCUGAGCAGGAGAAGGGGGAAGACCAGGGAUGUGUGUUUAUUGAGAACUCGGCGACCCUUCUCCUACAUGCGCCAAAGGACUCGUUCACAAUGAAGAACACGGAGCGCGGGAUUGGACAGUCCGUGCACAAAUUCACCUUCUCGCAGAUUUUAGGUCCAGAGACAACCCAGAAGCAGUUCUUUGAUGCUACAAUGAAGGAGGUGGUAAAAGAUGUGCUGGAGGGGGAGAACAGACUCGUUUACACCUAUGGAAUCACAAACUCUGGAAAGACCUACACCAUACAAGGUACCAAUCGUGAUGGUGGGGUUCUUCCCCGUUCCCUGUCUGUUGUAUUCAAUAGUAUCCAGGGGAAGCUGUAUAGUGGGGUGGACCUGAAACCUUCCCUGUGCAAUGAGGUCAUCUGGCUGGAUAGCAAGCAAGUCAUGCAAGAAGAGUUAAAGAAAUCUGCAUUUCUAAAAGAGGAUGAGAUUCAGACCCCUAUGAAGAAAAGUGACAGUGGCAGUUUCAGAUCCAGGUUUGGUACCAGCAGCUUUGACAGUGGCAUCGGAUUCUCUGCUGCUAGCCAACUAAAUAGUCAACUUCACAGCCAACUGGAAGAUUCUGGCAGCCGUUGUAAAGAUCCUGACGUGGUGGAGAUAAGAGAUGAGGGCUGCGUCCAGUACUCUGUGUGGGUCUCUUUCUUUGAGAUUUACAAUGAAUUUCUCUAUGACCUGCUCGAUACGGUCCCCUCUAACCAGAACCGUAAGAGACAGACUCUGAGACUGUGUGAGGACAAGUACGGGAACCCCUAUGUCAAAGAUUUGAACUGGAUCAAUGUGAGCAGUGCAGAGGAUGCGUGGAAGGUGUUGAAAGUGGGCAGGAAGAACCAGAGUUUUGCCAGCACCAACCUGAACCACUGCUCCAGCAGAAGUCAUAGCAUCUUCUCUAUUCGAAUUCUGCACAUUAAUGGUGAUCCUGAAUCUGACUUGGUUCCCAAAAUCAGCGAGUUGUCUCUGUGUGAUCUGGCCGGCUCUGAAAGAUGCAAAGAACAGAAAAGUGGAGACAGGAUGAAAGAAGCCAACAACAUCAACACUUCCCUGCACACCCUCGGCCGCUGCAUUGCAGCGCUGAGGCAGAACCAGCAGCACAAGACUAAACAAAACAUGGUUCCGUUCAGAGACAGCAAGCUGACGCGGGUGUUCCAGGGGUUUUUCUGCGGGCGUGGGAAGUCCUGCAUGAUCGUCAAUAUUAACCAGUGUGCCUCCAUGUAUGACGAGACUCUGCAGGCCUUGAAGUUUUCUGCUAUUGCCACCCAGCUUGUACAUGCUCCACCUUCCAAAACUAGAGUUGCUUACAUACAGUCCCUGCUCCGGGAACAUGGCAUGCGAACCAAUGACAGCCUGGCUGAGGACGAGGAGGCGGGGCAAGGUGAAGAGAGUGACGAUGAAGGAGAUGUCACUAUGUUUGACACAGAUUCCCUCCUAAAUGCAAUUGAAGUUCUGAAGGAAAACCUAAUCAAAGAGAAACAGGAGAAGUUGUCCCUGGAGUUCAAUAUACGGGAACAAGUGUUUAAUGAAAUGAUGGAGCACAUAAACGAGAGGGAAAACCAGUUCAGUGAGAUUCUUGAAAAUGAGAAGGAAAUGAUGGAAGGGAGAUAUGAAAACAAAAUCCAAAACCUCCAGGAGUCUUUGAAGAAAUAUUACCAACAAGAAAUUCAGGAGAGGGACAAUAGGAUUGAGGAGCUGAUGGCUGUUCUGCAGGAUCCAUCGAAGGAGUCCAAACUGGAGCAGUCUUUCCUUGACGGGUCCCAGCACGAAUCCCCCUGUGGAGUAAGGAGGUCAAAGAGGAUUGCCAGCAGUACCGUGGAUCGGAGGAAAACCAACAUAGAGCUGGAGCUAGUCAAAGCUGAGCUGCAGGAAAAAAAUAAGGAACUGAAGGCAUUUCAGGAAUUGGUAACGCUGCCCCAUUCUGCAAGUGCCCUGACUUCAGCUGUGGACAGAAAACUGGAAGAAGGGCAGAAGAGCAUCAGAACAUUGCGCUCGGAACUCCAGAAGCUGGGCGAGUCUCUCCAGUCAGCUGAGAGAGCCUGCUGUAGAAACACCAGUGCAGAGAAACUUCGACACACCCUCAACACCUGUGAUGAGAUACUACUCAAACAGGACCAGACCUUGGCUGAGCUUCAGAAUAACAUGACCCUGGUGAAGAUGGACCUGAAGAAGAAGACUGUCUGCAUUGCUGAGCAGCAGCACACUGUCCAUGCCCUGAAAGAGCAGCCCAACUCCUGCAAGAAGCGGGGGGGUGCCAACAUUGAAAAUCAGCAACCGGAAAAGAGAUCCUUCCUUCGGACCAUCCUCAAUACACCACUGCGACAGCAACUCGCACCUGCUGCCACCAACAGUCCUUACAGCUGCCUCAUGCUGUCCAGGCAGAAUCCACCUCGGACCACGCCCAGCAAAUACAGAAUGAAAUAUUAACCUCUCCAGGUUCUAAGGUUUUUGAUAUAUGCAAUAAGGUCUGGAUCUGUUUUAAUAUGCUUUUUUUCCUUCCCUCCAAAGAAUUUAGAAUAUUACAUUUCUAGACCAAAGUUUUUGCUGCUUUUUACAUUUCUUUCUUUUUUUAAAACGUGCAGCACCUUAGUGCUUCAGAGGAGGGAAAAUCUGAAACAUUAAGAGCAAUUAUUUGCUUGGUAAUGGAGUAGUACUUUUGAUUUCCUACUGCUUUUCUAAGGUUUAUUUUAGGAAGUUGGGAGAUUUAAGUAUUAAGCAAUACUCACUGGUUUAUAAUUAGUAAUCUCACGGAGUGCCUUUUCUAUUGGUUUGUUUUUUUGUUUUUGUUUUUUUUUACCAUCUUCAGUUAAAUUCUCAGUUCGGCUGCAUGAGGUAGGCAUUUAUAAUCUUGCAUAAUAGUUGUGUUUUUAGUUGCAUGUCCUAGAAGACCAGAAAAUGUUUAACAUCAAAAUGUAAACUACUGGAGAGAUGUCCAUAUCCAUGCAACUAAAAGAAAUUCAGUACUAUGUUUACUCACUGUAGUAGCAUGAAGCUAAGUGCUGAACUGUUUUGUAUAUACGUUUUCCUGUCUCAGCUUCUGUAAAACUGUACUAUCCUGUCUAUGCCCUGUAUUGAUUUAUUAUGCAAUAUCUAAUGCAUGUAAAAUAUACAUUUAUAAAAAUAACAAACCAACAUGGUUUUCGAAAAUUAUCCUGCGUCUGUAUUUGGCAAAGUUACAUAAUGGAGUCUGGGUUAACGCUAACUUU